GCGCCCGGGCAGUGCGCACAGUGGCGCGCGCGCCGCCGCCGCCAUGGGCAACCAGACCUCGGCCGCCUCCGCCCACCGCGCCAGGAAGAAUGUGCACUGGAAGACUGCAGGUCGGCCGGCGGCGCCGGGCAAGCCCGACGUCUCGCCCGAGGAGGAGGAGGACGCGGUGACGCUGCGCUGGGCGCCGCCGCCGCACGACGGGGGCGCGGCGCUGCUCGGCUACCGCGUGGAGUGCAACCGCCUGGGCGCGGCCGAGUGGCUGUGCACGGCGCCGCCCGUGGUGCGCGCGCCCGAGCUGCUGCUCACGGGGCUCGGCGCGCCCGACCGCUACCGCUUCCGCGUCGCCGCGCUCAACGCCGUCGGCCGCUCCGCCUACAGCGAGCCGUCCGACGCGCCGCCGCCCGGCGCCGCGCGCGCGCCCGCCUUCUCCCGCCGCCUGGCGGACGUCACGGCGCUGGAGGGCGACGCCGCCGAGUUCCGCGUGGAGUUCGGCGGCGCGCCGCCCCCCGCCGUCGCCUGGUUCAAGGACGACUGCGAGAUCUUCAGCAGCCGCCGCACCGCCAUCUCCGCGGGCGACGGCGCCAGCGCGCUCGUGUUCCACCAGACGCUGCCGGGCGACGAGGGCGAGGUCAAGUGCACGCUCACCAACCGCGCCGGCCACGCCGCCACGCGCGCGCGCCUGCGGCUCGAGGCGCCGCCGCGCCUGCGCUACCCGCGCCGCUACGAGGACGGCCUGCUGUUCGAGGUCGGCGAGACCAUCGCGCUGAAGGCGACGGUGGUGGGCAGCCCCGCGCCCGCCGUGGAGUGGCGGCACGACGGGCGGCCCGUGGUGGCCGACGCGCGCGUGCGCCUGCUGGCGGCGCCGGGCCGCGCGGCGUUGCGCGUGGCGGCGGCGCGGCGCGGCGACCGCGGCGAGUACACGGUGACGGCGCGCAACGCCAUCGGCGAGGACUCGGCCGCCUUCCUGGUGACGGUGACGGCGCCGCCCGAGCCGCCGCGCGGCGUGGCCGUGGCGCGCCAGGCGGGCCGCGCCGUCACGCUGGCGUGGCUGCCGCCCGCGGACGACGGCGGCUGUCGCAUCGGCAACUACGUGGUGGAGUACUACCGCAGCGGCUGGAAUGUGUGGCUCAAGGCGACGGCGAGCCGCACGACGAGCGCCACGCUGGCCGACCUCAUCGCGGGCAGCGAGUACCGCUUCCGCGUGAAGGCGGAGAGUCCGUACGGCAUGAGCGCGCCCAGCGCCGCGUCGGCCGCCGUGCGCGUGCCGGGCGCGCCGGUGGACGCCGACCUGCUGGCGGCCGAGGCGCGCAUCAUCAGCGAGUCGCUGGCGCGUCGCGAGGGCGAGGCGCCGCCCGUGUCGCCGGCUCCGCGCCGCAAGCGCGCCUCGGCCGUCUCGCCGGCGCCCGCGUCGCCUGCGCCCGCCGAGCCCGCCGCGCCCACCGCGCCCGCUGCUCCUCCACCGCCCAAGCAGAGGCGCAGCUCGGUGCCCGGCGAAGCCACCAGCAACGAGUUCAUGUUGCUCUUGUAUCCAGACUCCGCCAAAUCCACAACAACCAAAUCAGACAAAUCCGAGAAAAGGAAGUCCUUUCAAUUGGAUUUAGAAGACGCGUUGUCUCCGCCUCCCAUAUCGCUGUCGGCGCCCGAGCUGAGCUCCAGGAGUGUCCUGCCCUUCAGAGCCCUCCGCAACGCCGUCUCGUCAACCGAACUCCUCCACGAGCGAGCGAUGGCUCGUUUCUACAAAGCUGUAGCAUUAAAAGAAGGACAAGAGGAACAAAAGAAAAAAGACGAAUCCCCUCCCAAAAGCGAACCCAACCACAUUCCGUACAAAGACGUCGAACUAAACCAAACAUUCGACCAACAGACAUUAACCACAGACACCAGUCCUAAAGUACAAACGCCAGAAAUCCACUUUAAAUCCGACUCUUUUGAUGAAAAUAAAACGAAAACCCAACGACAAAACUCUGACAAUUCAGAUAGAUGGCAACAAAUGUCAUUCGAUGAGGAUUAUACUGCCAGCACGGUCUCCACUGACGGUGACUAUACUGACGAGGACGAAGGAGACAGUCUCACUGAAGAAGUUGGAAGAGAGAGUCAGCUAGCAGAGGAAGAGGAAACUUACCACCCGAGGAAUAAAACUGCACUCCCGCAACAGAUAAGUGAUACCAUAGAAGAAGAGGAGGAAAAAGAACCAGAUAGAGAACCCGUGAAACCUUUACCUUUGUUAGAACCUAAUUUCAUACCGAAGCCGAUUUUGAAGAAAAGAGUACCUCCAAUUCCCGAAACUGCUGCUCCUUUAAGUAUAGUAGAAAAUAACAAAAAGCAUGAUUCUAUCAAAAAACAAGAAAAACUUGAAGAUAAACAGAAAAAAGAAGAGAAAAGAAGUACCUUAUUUCAAAAAAUUACUAAACAAAAACCAUUUAAUUUCCCAAAAUUUAAUAAAAAAGACACCGACAAAACCACGAAAACAACGACGCAAUCUAAAGAAGACAAAUCGACAAAGAAAACUGAAACGAUAGAUGAUAAAUACGGCGAUGAAGGAAAAACAGUAAUCGAUUACUACGGAAACAUCGUAAAAGAAUAUGGCACUACGAAGAGGUCUACUACACCUCUAUAUUUGAAUACGGAAGACCUUAAACAAGUUGCCGAACAACAAAUAAAUAAAGUUACUGAAGCUGAUAAUAACGCAAAAGAAAAAUCUCUGGCACCAGAGCAGCCAAAGAAAAAAAUUGUUAAAAAAGUCACUGAAAAUAAAGUUAAUUCCAUUAAAAAGAAAAGAAUAUCUACUUUAGAAAAACAAAAGACAACGAAACCCGAAGAAAAGGAAACAAAACCGGAAAAGAAUGUUAAUCAACAUUUGUCUAACUCAACUGUACAACAGAAUAGUGGCCAAGCUCCGGUCAGUAAAGUGGUGGACACGCGUGUCGUUCUGAAAACCAAGGAACGAGCGACUGUAGUCAUACCCAUAGAUUACAAAGAAUUAGAAGAAAGAGCCAAAGUGAAUGUUCGCACUGCCAUUGACUACACAGUGGACGUAUGCUUGCUGCUGCUCGCCUUCUGGGUUUACUUCUUCAAGGACGAGAGAUUGGCGAUUCCGUUCUUGAUACUCAUCAUUUAUCGUCAGCUCCAAGAGACUAUUUUCCAAAAUCUACCUGACUGGAUCCGCCGCAACACGCCCCAGUGGCUAAAAAAGAAGACUUCUUGA
This is a messenger RNA of Bicyclus anynana (squinting bush brown), 3202 nucleotides long. RefSeq names its product titin homolog (gene MnM). The record is from RefSeq and is a predicted model, not a curated record. Gene Ontology annotation, molecular function: protein binding. The coding region runs from base 44 to 3202 and encodes 1052 amino acids. The transcript has 3 exons. Lineage: Eukaryota; Metazoa; Arthropoda; Insecta; Lepidoptera; Nymphalidae.